AGGACGCCUUUAAAGGUUUUUAGGUCCGAAUACUCGAUGCAAGUAGUUAGCUAUAAAGUUUAAAGCAAUAACUCGCUAGCUGCUGUGAUAACGAUACGAAGAAAGUGAGAAAAGGCGUAGGAGUAGGUUGUUAGAUAGGUAGCCAGUUGGUCGAGCACGGUUGAAAUUUCAAACUGUCAUUUUGCUGGUGACUGUUGCUGCCAGGAAUGUCUGAAUGUUGCUCUAACUGAGACGCAUUACCGUAACAAGGCCUUUUUCCCGUGGCGAUGACAGAUUAUUUCGAUCGGGCUCCUGGGGCGGGUAGGGUCCGGCUGAGCUCCGACAGCCCGGGGCUGGCUGAACCGGUCAGCGGCCGCCUUCAGGAAGGGGACGCAAACGUGCCUGUCCUCAACCAGCGUGAGCCGCUCAGACAGCCUCGGACGUCCCCCCCGGUGGUGGAGGACAGCCUGGGUGGAGCCGGAGAGGGCAGACGACUUAUCAGAGCCUCACAAGCAGCACACAACAGUAGCAGUGGUACAGCGCAGGCCUUGAACAGUGUGGUCAGCUCCAACCUGUCUGUCAAUGCGGCAGAGUUCUACCCAUCGGGGUACAACCAUUACCAGGAAGAGCCCAGCGAGGAUGGCUAUGAUGGUUAUUACCCAGAGACCCUGGCAGAGCUGGUGCAGGGGAUACUCGGCCACCUCACCUCUUCCCCGGGGUCUUUUGAGGCCGACAUCGAGCAGAUAACGGACACGCUGAAUGCGUGGGUCACCACUGAAGAGACACUGCAGGAACUGGUGGAACUCAUCUACACACAGUCCACAUCCAUCACAAAUUUCUCCUACACGGGGGCACGGCUGUGCAACCACCUGUCGCGUCAUCUGGCCCUCAGUCCGUCCAGCGGCAACUUCCGACAGAGGCUGCUCCAAAGGUGUCGAACAGAGUACGAGCAAAGGGACCAGGCAGUCAAGGGGGACGAAGCAACAAGGAAAAGCUUUCACUCAUAUGUGGUCUUCCUGGGAGAGCUGUAUCUCAACCUUGAGGUGAAUAUAAAGGGACCGCUAGUUCGGGCAGACAUCCUUCUCACAGCCUUGAGGGACUUGAUGGACACCCUCCUCUCCAAUCCUGAUGAUGGGAACCUCAUCUGUGCUGUGAAACUUCUGAAGCUCACAGGCUUGGUCCUGGAGGACACCUGGAAGGAGAAAGGCAAGCCAGACAUGGACGAGCUGGUCAUGAAGAUCAAGGCCAUCGUGCUGGAUGCCUCCCGCUGCAGCAGGGACGUGAGAGAGACGCUGCUGAAGCUGGUGGAGCUGAGGUCCAGCGACUGGGGCAGGGUUCAAGGAGCUGUCGCCGCCAGAGAGGCCACUCCGUACAACGACCCCAACUAUUUCAUGAAUGAGCCUACCUUCUACACGGCAGAUGGCACACCUUUUACAGCUGCCGAUCCAGAGUACUCAGAAAAGUACCAAGAGAUACUGGACCGGGAGGACUAUUUCCCAGAUUACUAUGAAGAAAAUGGCAAUGAGGGGGAAUAUGACUACGAGGAUGAGAUGGACCCCGAGAUGGAGGAAGCGUAUGAGAGGUUCUGUUUGGAAUCUCAGGAGAAAAGGAAACAAUGAGAGAGAGCCUGAAGACUGUACUAGUGCAAUCUGCUUGUAUGUUCAACCAGCUGGAAGAAUUCCAACUGUUUAAAAAAACGCAGAAAAAUGAGCAUACACUGUGUUCAUUGAGUUGUUUCAGCAAAGCUUUAAAAACAAUGUGCUUCCUCUUAGCACUUGCUGGGAAUUUACAUUGAGUUUUACAUAUGGCUG
Molecule: messenger RNA, 1790 nt
Organism: Megalops cyprinoides (Indo-Pacific tarpon)
Lineage: Eukaryota; Metazoa; Chordata; Actinopteri; Elopiformes; Megalopidae
Gene: paip1
Product: poly(A) binding protein interacting protein 1
Exons: 11
Coding region: 267-1598 (443 amino acids)
Biological process (GO): regulation of translational initiation
Molecular function (GO): protein binding; RNA binding; translation activator activity
Source: RefSeq, a predicted model, not a curated record